Dictyostelium discoideum AX4 is the source of this 1017-nucleotide messenger RNA. RefSeq names its product autophagy protein 3 (gene atg3). Gene Ontology annotation, molecular function: ubiquitin-like protein transferase activity. The transcript is spliced from 4 exons. The record is from RefSeq and is a predicted model, not a curated record. Gene Ontology annotation, cellular component: cytoplasm. NCBI's taxonomy places the organism in Eukaryota, Evosea, Eumycetozoa, Dictyosteliales, Dictyosteliaceae. Bases 1 to 1017 code for a protein of 338 amino acids.
AUGUUAACAUCAUUUCAACAAGCUGUUCAUAAAGCAUAUGUUAAGACUGUUGAAAAAGUAACACCAACUUUAUCAACUUCAAAGUUUUUAGAAGAAGGUGUUUUAACACCAGAGGAGUUUGUCCAAGCUGGUGACUUAUUAACAGAUAAAUGCCAAACUUGGACUUGGGAAUCAGGUGACCCAUCAAGAAAUGUAUCAUAUUUACCAAAAGAAAAACAAUUUUUAUUAACUAGAAAUGUACCAUGUUAUAAUAGAGUUAGAACCUUAGAGAAUGAAUCAAAAGCAUCAAAAGCAGAUGAAAUCCAAAUUGAAGACGAUGGUGAAGAUUCAUGGGUCGCACCACAACCAGUUGGAAAUCAAGAUGAUAUUGAAGAUGAAAAAGUUGAUAUUUCAUCAUUAAAAAUUGAUGAUAAAAAACCAAAUACGACAACCACUACAACAGCAAAACCAACAAAUAAUAAUAAUAAUAAUAAUGAUGAUGAGGAUGAAGAUGAAGAUGGUGAUAUUCCAGAUUUAGAUGAUUUCCAAGAUGAUAAUAUAAUUGAAGAAGAGGAUCCAGCUGUAUUAUCAAAAAAUAAUAAAACAACAACUACUACAACAGCUAACAACAAUAAUAAUAAUAAUUCAGAAAAUAAAGUUGAAGAUAAUGAUAAUAUUUUACGUACUCGUACAUAUGAUAUUUCAAUCACUUAUGAUAAAUAUUAUCAAACACCAAGAGUUUGGUUAUUUGGAUAUGAUGAAAAUAGAAAACCAUUGAAACCAGAAGAAAUCUUUGAAGAUAUUUCAGAAGAUCAUGCACAUAAAACUGUCACAAUCGAUAGCCACCCACAUUUAGGUAUCUCAUUUGCAUACAUUCAUCCAUGUAGACAUGCUGCCGUCAUGAAAAAAUUGGUUGAUAGACAAUCCGAAAAUGGUAAAGAACCAAGAGUUGACCAAUAUUUAUUCCUCUUUUUAAAGUUUAUUUCAGUUGUUAUCCCAACUAUUGAAUAUGAUUUCACUCUUGAAUUCGAUACAUAA